GAUUUAGAUACAACAACACAACUGUUUUCUCCACCAGGUAAAGUUCUUUACAUGCCUGUGUUUAUAUAAAUGUAAAAGAAAAUAGAUUUGAGAACAUAUAAAUAUGAAUGAAAAAGUUGCUUUUUUCUGCUUUUAUUUAUCAUCAUCAACAUCGUGACAAGCAACAUCAGCCUAUACGGUUGUUAGGAAACGACACAUGAAGAUUUUUUCUCUAUUUUCUUUCUCCUCACUUUCGAUUUUUUUAGAAAACUUCCUGAUUCCCAAAAUUUUCACAGCGUAAACUUAGGGAAAAUAUACUUUUUAUUGUAAUAAAUGUAGACCUAUUUUUUCACGGAAAAUUCUUUAUUUCGUAAGAACUUAACUCUUUAAGAAUUCCUUUUUUUUAAAAAAAUCUUAAUUGAAGACCAGUUUUAUAUAAAUAUAUGAUUUAUUCAGAUACUUUCUUUGUUCAUUUUACAGAAAUAAUUUCAAAAAAAAAUUGUAUUGAUCAAAUAUUUAGAAAUUAUAGAGUCUUCCUUUUGAUUAAGUGAAUAUUAUGUCUUGAAGAAAAAAAUAUAUAUAUUUUAUUAUGUUCAGGUAUAUUUGUUGGAUGUUAUCUUGUUGAAGCAGUUUUACAAAGUGAUCUAAGAUGUUUCUUCGAUAUUGAUUGUUUACACCAGUUGAUCGAUAGUUUAUCUUUAGUAAAUAUCAGUGCAUCGGAUAUUAUUUUAAAUUUAACAGCAAGUCAUUAUCAAGAAAAAAGUUCUUUAUUAGAAAUUGUUUCAAACUUAAUGGUUGAAGAAUGGAAUAAUCAAACAUCUUAUGAUAAUUAUUUUAAUAUAUGUCAACCAUCAGUUUGUACAGCAACAUACAUAAACCGUGGAAAUAUUGUUUAUAUUAUAACAACAACUAUAGGAUUGAUUGGAGGAUUAACAACAGUCUAUAAAUUUGUUGUACCAAUAUUUAUAAAGAUUAUGGUACAUGUAAUCAUUCCGUUUAUACGAAACAAAUGUGGUAGGAACAAUAAUGGAGAGAUAUGAUAGAAUGGCUGGUGAAUCUUUGACUUUUCUACUUCACUUUUAAGUCAAUGUUGUCUUGCAUAUUAUUUACAUUAAUAAUAAUAAAAUGAUUUUCUCACAUAUUGUUCAUUUUUAAACUAUGUAAAGUCAUUUUAUUAUUGAUUAAUAUAUCGCUUUAUUUUUUUUUCUUCUUCAUUUGCUUAAGUUCAUUCUAUGUCAUAUUUUAAAUAUUUACUUAUUCUCUUACAAUUUUAUCUAAAUACUCCUGCAAAAUAUAAAAAUAUAUGAUUAAUGUAAAAAUUUCAAAGUUAAAUCAAAGAAAAUGGAUGAUAAUGAUGAAUUUUGACAAUUUAAAGGAUAACCACCUGCCAUCGUGAGGGUGAAUGCGGGUGUGAGCUAAGAUAAGAGAUAUCCACACCCGUUUCUUUUGUUUAGUUUCAUGCAUAUAACUAGUAUACAAUUGGAUUAGAACAAUGAUUUAAUUACUUAACUCUUACUAGCAACUAUAGAUAUACUCAAUUCGA
Messenger RNA from Adineta steineri, 1522 nucleotides. NCBI's taxonomy places the organism in Eukaryota, Metazoa, Rotifera, Eurotatoria, Adinetida, Adinetidae. The record is from the annotation of a GenBank genome assembly.